Molecule: messenger RNA, 1196 nt
Organism: Oppia nitens
Lineage: Eukaryota; Metazoa; Arthropoda; Arachnida; Sarcoptiformes; Oppiidae
Product: ubiquitin-conjugating enzyme E2 R2-like
Exons: 6
Coding region: 405-1121 (238 amino acids)
Biological process (GO): ubiquitin-dependent protein catabolic process; protein polyubiquitination
Molecular function (GO): ubiquitin conjugating enzyme activity
Source: RefSeq, a predicted model, not a curated record
CAUAGACAUACAGUAACAGCAGUGAGAGAUAGAGAGAGAGAGUACAGUACAGUAUAAUAGCGUAUAUAUAAUACAUGUAUUAUUAAUAGUAUGAAUAAGUUGUGCAAACAGUGAGACACACAUUACUGUUGAGUAGUAGUACUCUCUCUCUAUGUAUUGAAUUCAUAGCAUAAAUACAAUAGUGUUUUAUUUAGUUGUGACCAAUGAUUAAGUGAUUGCUUUUAUUAUUAUUAAGCAUCAAAUUGUUUGUCUGAACACAAUUAGUUGUUAUUGGGAUCUAAUUUUAGGUGAUCGACAACAACAAACAAACCAUAUAUUUUGUGUAUAUAUAUAUCUCUCUGCAGACGACAGCGAUUACGACGACAACAACGACGACGACGACUACGAAAGUAAUUGCCAUUUAAAUGGCGAGUCAGCCCAACAGUGCGCUGAGGGCACUGGCGCUCGAGUUUAAGAGUCUACAAGAAGAACCAGUUGAAGGCUUUCGAGUAAAACUGGUAAACGAUGAUCACCUAUACGAGUGGGAAGUGGCCAUUUUCGGGCCACCCGAGACACUCUACGAGGGCGGAUAUUUCAAGGCACGGGUCACCUUUCCGCACGACUAUCCAUACAAUCCGCCUGUACUCAAGUUUCUGACCAAAGUGUGGCACCCGAACGUAUAUGAGAAUGGUGAUCUAUGCAUUUCGAUAUUGCACCCGCCAGUUGACGACCCGCAAAGUGGUGAACUUCCGUGCGAGCGCUGGAAUCCCACACAAAAUGUCAGGACUGUGUUGUUAAGUGUGAUCUCAUUGCUCAAUGAGCCGAACACCUUCUCGCCGGCCAAUGUGGACGCAUCGGUAAUGUAUAGGCGUUGGAAGGAAUCUAAAGGAAAAGACAAAGAAUAUGAAAAUAUCAUUAGAAAACAAGUGGCGGCCAGUCGUUUGGAGGCCGAAAAGGACAACGUUGUUGUGCCGAUGACUCUCGAGGAGUACUGUAUAAAACAUCGCACUAAGCCGGCAGAAACCGAAGCAGAUAUGACCGACUUCUAUGACGACGACUAUGGCGAUGAUUUGGAUGAUGACGACGACGACGAAGACUAUAAUGAUGAAGAUAACGAAGACAGUGGUAAUGGAGAGUCGUGAUGAUGUCAGUCAUUAUUAUCAAUAAUAUACAUAUAAAUAUAUAUACAGUAAUUAUAUAUAUAUAUAAAUAUACAG